AUGAGCGACAAGGACGAAAAGGCACGCGACGUCGACGCGUCGACUCUGACCUUCGUCGGCCGAGACGCCUUGGCGACGCCGGUUCCCACUCUAACGGCCACCGCCUCGCUCUCGACACCGCCAGCGCGCAUGGCCAGGCUCGGGCUCGAUGCCGAGUACAGCACGCAGCGGCCGCGCUUCGCCCUGCUCCCGACCCGGCCGCCCUCCAUCUCGCUCCCGCCGCCCUCAUCUCAUCGCCCGAGCGGGUCCGACUCGCCCUCGUUCCCGGCCACCCCGGCAGCGCUCCUGCACGCGUUUGCGAGCCUCAGCCCUCGCGCCAAGAAGCUGUUCGCCGCCGCCAUCGCCGCCAUCCUCCUCCUCGGCGCCCCCAUCGUCCGCCGAGCCGGCGACCGUGGCCACGACUACUCGACCCAGUCGCCUUCGCCUGCGCACAGUCGCUCCUUCAAGCUCCCUCCAGUCUCGCCGCAGCGCGCCGCCGCCGAUGGCACCCCUCGAGCCGGCCUCUUCCACCCUCUUGCCUCCGCCGCCUCCAACGACCCCUCCGUCUCGCUCUCGGCCUACCUCGACUCGCACUUUGGUCCCCCGACACGGCCUCUCGCGCAGCAGCCCCAUGUCUGGCUCACGAUGGCCGACGCGUUGUGGGCGAGGACGGGCACAGCGGCGCUGCACGCGUUCGUCGAGCGGCUCAACUCGGAGCGCAGGGCGCGGUACGGCGCGCGCGAGGGCCGCGUGAGGGACACGAGGCUCGUCGUCAUGUGUCUCGACGACGGGUGCGUCGACGAGGUGGCCAAGUACAAGGACGCGCACGGGCGGGACGCAGGCGGCGGGUACGCGUACGGCGGCUGGAGGUGGAAUCGGCCCGACAAGAUCCUGUCAGUCGCGAUCUCCCCUUCUUCCUCGCGACGAGGCCCGGGCCGCUCAAGCGUCCUCGCCGCCGUCUCGACCUGGCCAAAACUCGCAGCCUUCAUCGAGGUCCUUCCUCAUCGCGACCUCUUCUUCGUCGACUCGGACGUCGCCUUUCGCUACGACCCGUACCCGUACAUGGAGCCGUUCAUGGCGACGCACGACCUCGUCGCGCAGGAGAACGACUCGUUCGACCACUUCAACACUGGCUGGAUGUGGAUCCGACGCUCGCAGACCGCGGCCGACGCCUGGCACGAGGUGCUCAAGAUGGACCUGGAGAAGACGAGCCGGGACCAGAACAACUUUAACGAGGUCCUCGGCACCGCCCUCCUGCGGCAGCACCUCGACGGCGGCGACCCUCGUCGGAAACCGCUCCUCGCCGACUUUGUCGCCAAGAACGGCCUGCGCGUCCACGUCCUCGACGACAACCUCUUCCGCAGCCACCACUUCGAGAUCGACCGCCCGUAUGCGGCACGGCAACACUCGCUGUACUUGCACAUGACCUGCGGCGACGACACGCGCACCAAGGUCUACGUCUCGAAGGCGCAGGGCUUCUGGAGCGACGUCGAGCGGUACUACACCGAGCCACCGCCCCUGCUUACUGUCGACCACCUGAGCGGCGACCGCGACGAUGUCGAGCAGCUCUUCAAGAUCCUCCUCACUGCGGCGCACUACACGUCCCGCACGAUCCUCCCGCCGACGCACGCGACCUUCCUCAACCUCGAGCCGUCUUCCUCGUCCACCUCGCGCCAGACGCGCCGCAUCUACUCGUCGUUCCCGAUCCCGCACAUCGCCGAAGCGCUCGGCGUGCCCAUCGUCGAGCCGAGGUACCCGGCCUGGGCGGCGCGCGAGCUCGUCGGCGGGAGCGUUCUCGGUUUACCGAGUACGUCGAGCUCGGCGGUCGAGGACGGCGAGGGAGUUGGGUCUCGGCUGCGGCUCGACGUGCAGUGGAGCGGGGAGGACUUGCGCAGGCGCAACGAGAAGGUGGCCUCGCUGGCCGAGGUCGUCGAGCUGGACCUGCGCCAUACCGAUACCCUCACCUCCUUCCUCGCUCUCCUGCGCUCGCCCUCAUUCUCGUCGGCCCGUGCGCCCGUCGUCAAGAUCAUCAACUUUGACUUUCCCGACGCGACACACUGGCGCGACUGGGACUUGCCUCGCGCUCUCGACCACGUCCACACCUGCGACGAGCUCGACAAGCUGCCGGCGUGCGACGCCAUCUGCCGAGGGUCGAAGAAGGGCGUCAAGGUCGACGAGGCGUGGCCUUCGUGGGAGGACCUUGAGGGCGAGGAGGACGAUGGCGGCGAGGGCGAGUAAGGUCUGGCGUGCAACUUGGAGAUGGUCCGCAUGGCU
Molecule: messenger RNA, 2253 nt
Organism: Rhodotorula graminis WP1
Lineage: Eukaryota; Fungi; Basidiomycota; Microbotryomycetes; Sporidiobolales; Sporidiobolaceae
Exons: 9
Coding region: 1-2217 (738 amino acids)
Source: RefSeq, a predicted model, not a curated record